UCAGUCAAAUUAAUGAACUUUACGUGAAAGGUGUAAAAUUUAUGUCAGUGUUUUGGCGUGAAAUUUCACGUUUUUAAAAUUAUUAUAUAUUUUAAACUUCUUUGUACUAUAAGUGCUUUUCUGAAAUGAUUUUAAAUUGAAAAACGUGGUUUAGCGGGUUUAUUCGCGUGUUUAAAAUGCACGUAGCCAAAUAAAAUUUAGAAUACUAUUUAUUUUAAUACUUCACGUACAGUUUUGUAUACGAACUUUCAACUUCAUUCAAUAAAAUUGUUGGCUCGUGAAAUGCUGUUUUUGAACUAACCGGUAAUAUAUUUCGGAGUUUUUAAUAUAAGAAUUGACUACAAAAUGGGAUCUUCGCAGAAAGAUAUAGAAUUAAGCCCGGUGAGUACUGUACCGAACAGCAGUAAGGCUGCAGAAAAAGUGACUAUAUCUGUGAAUGAUGAGGAGGACGUUAUUAUUGGACGAUUUAGGAAGAUUAGUUCCGCAAAGUCCAUGGCGGCGACGAAUGGGAACAUACAGUAUCCCUCUGAGGUUAUAAAAAGCGACGUGGAUGUGGAGUCAGGGCUCCACUUCAGGGCGAAAGAGGCCGAGAAGGACAAGCUGUUACCAGAUUCCGUGUCAAACGGCGGGCUCGUCCGCUCCAAAUCGCCAGUGACGAAAAGCAGCUUCCGGGAUAUUGAGAAACCGUCGAGAUUUAAGGAUCAACCAUCCACCACCAGGUUUCAGAUGGAAGACAAGCAAGAUGAGGGGAGUGACUCCGACGGCUCCGGUAUGGAAAGCGACGACCCUCUCACGGCCACAGACACUAAAUACGGCAAAAGCUUCAGGCAUUUCACCCGCGAAGCCUUACCCCGACUGGACAACUACAGGAAUGUCCUGUCUCUACACGCAGCGCCCCGACCAACGUUGGACGAGCUACACAACGCGUCGCUUUCCAGGAAGCCAGGUCAGACCCUGGAGAAGGAGCAAGGCGCGCCGGCCAUGCUGUCCAGCAACGUGAAGUUCGGUUGGGUGAAGGGCGUGCUGAUGCGAUGCCUGCUCAACAUCUGGGGGGUGAUGCUGUUCCUGCGGCUGUCGUGGGUGGUGGGGCAGGCUGGCGUUGCGCAGGCAUCGCUGCUAAUACUGACGACGUCGGUGGUCACUACCAUCACGGCGCUCUCUAUGUCAGCCAUCAGCACCAACGGGGUCAUUAAAGGAGGUGGGACAUACUACAUGAUAUCCCGGUCACUGGGCCCGGAGUUCGGUGGCUCGAUCGGUUUGAUCUUCUCCAUGGCGAACGCGGUAGCCUGUGCUAUGUACGUUGUCGGCUUCGGCGAGUCCCUCAUCACGCUCAUACCGGAGUCUGCUUAUAUGGUCAGCAAGAGUUGGGACCAAGCGAUCUAUGGUUGCAUAACAAUAGUUCUGCUGACCGGUAUCGUGAUAGUGGGGCUGGAGUGGGAGGCCAAGGCGCAGAUAGUGCUGUUGUUCAUCCUGCUGGCGGCCAUUGCGGACUUCUGCAUCGGCUCCAUCAUCGGCCCUAAGGGCGACGUGGAACUGGCUCAGGGAUUCGUAGGCUAUAACAUGUCGGUGUUACAAAGUAACGUGGGUCCGGACUACAGGCUGUUCGAGGGGGUUGAGCAUAAUUUCUUCUCCGUGUUCUCAAUAUUCUUCCCCGCCGCUACGGGGAUAUUGGCUGGGGCUAAUAUAUCUGGUGAUCUAAAGGACCCCCAAAAAUCGAUCCCAAAAGGGACACUUCUAGCUAUAGUAUUGACAACGAUAUCGUAUAUUUUAAUCGCUUUAAUUGCGGGCUGGACUGUGCUGCGGGACGCUUCGGGCGACAUCGCGGACAUCGGUAACUGGACGAUCGACCAUUGCAAGAUCAACGGCACCUGUGAAUACGGACUGCAUCAUAGUAAUGACGUAAUUCGGUUAGUAUCUGGAUUCGGCCCACUGAUCUACGGAGGAUGUUUUGCCGCGACUUUAUCUUCGGCGCUCGCUUCGCUGGUGUCCGCUCCUAAAGUGUUCCAGGCGCUCUGCCAAGACAAGCUGUACCCAUAUCUGGAAUUCUUCGCAAAGGGCUACGGCGCUAACAACGAACCUGUGCGGGGAUAUGCUUUGACAUUCAUCAUUGCUAUUUCUUUUAUACUUAUGGGUGGUCUCAACCAAAUUGCUCCGUUGAUUUCGAACUUCUUCCUCGCGGCCUACGCUCUCAUAAACUUUGCCACUUUCCACGCCAGCCUCGCCAAGCCAGUCGGAUGGAGGCCUACCUUUAGGCUGUAUAACAUGUGGCUGUCUCUGUUCGGCGCGAUGGUAUGCGUGGCCAUCAUGUUCGUGAUCUCCUGGAGCACGGCAUUGCUCACCAUCGCGUGCCUGCUGGCUCUGUACCUCCUCGUGUCAUACAGGAAGCCAGAUGUGAACUGGGGUUCGACCACGCAAGCGCAAACGUAUAAGGCAGCGCUGUCCGGAGUCCAUCAGCUGAAUAAUGUCACGGAGCAUGUUAAAAAUUACAGGCCACAGAUACUAGUGCUGACGGGCUACCCGGGCGAGCGGCCCAUACUCACCGACUUCACGUACCUGCUCACCAAAGGGCUGUCUUUGAUGUUGUGUGGCCACAUCCUUCAGAGUCCAGUGAACCACCGCACGCGGGAAGCCUUAACAAACAGGGCGUACCAUUGGUUUGUGAAGAGGAAGAUAAAGGCGUUCUACACUCUCGUCGACGAUGUCUCCUUCAAAGAGGGCGCCAGUGCGCUCAUACAGGCUAGCGGAGUGGGCAAGCUGAAGCCGAACAUUCUUAUGAUGGGCUUCAAAGAAGACUGGCGGACUUGUGACCGCACCGAACUGGCAGAGUACGUCGAUGUUAUGCACAAAGCCCUGGACGUGCACAUGGCGCUGGCGUUGCUGCGAGUGGAAGGUGGGUUGUACACGCGCGACGCGCUCGACGCCGACUUGCAGGCCUACCUCGACGACACCAACGCGCGCGACCACUCCGCCGUCUCGCGUUCGAUGGGUGAUAGCAUUAAGGAUUCGAAAUCCACUGAAAGUCUAAACACGCAAUCAAGAGGGAGCAGUAUGUCGGACGUGUCAAUCGUAUCGGGAGAGCUGCCCAAGGUUUCGCCAGACCCUACUGGGAAAUUACAGAAACAGAACAAGGAGAGUAAAAGCCUGAGCGACGUGGUCCGACGCAUCGGCAUCGUUAACAGAACCAGACGCGUGUCUUCCUUCACGUCCGUGGAGCAGUUCACCAAGAAGCAGUCGGGUACCGUCGACGUUUGGUGGCUGUAUGACGACGGUGGUCUAACGCUAUUGUUACCGUACAUCCUAUCGACGCGCCGAGCGUGGGCCGCUUGUCCGCUGCGCGUGUUCACGCUCGCCAACAAGAACACUGAGAUGGAGAUCGAGGAACGAAAUAUGGCGUCUCUACUAUCGAAGUUCCGAAUCGACUAUUCAGCGCUGAAGAUGAUCCCGGAUAUAACGAAAAAGCCCAAAGACAGCACUUUGGCUUACUUCGAUGAACUCAUCGCGCCCUUCAGAACACCCGACGACACUAAUGAUAACCUGGGUAUCACAGAAGCAGACCUUCUAGCAGCUCGCGAACGUACCAACCGAUAUCUACGUGUGCGCGAACUGAUAGGAGAGCACAGCAGCGGCGCGAGACUAGUAUGCGUCACUCAACCGAUGCCUCGGAGGAGGGGCUUACCGCCAGCACUGUACGCCGCUUGGUUGGCCGCUUUAGCUACAGCGGGGCAAAGAGUGUUACUUGUUAGGGGUAACCACGCCGCCGUGUUAACAUUCUACUCCUAAUAUGUUUAUGCU
This is a messenger RNA of Pararge aegeria (speckled wood butterfly), 3792 nucleotides long. It is a transcript of the gene Ncc69, whose product is annotated as bumetanide-sensitive sodium-(potassium)-chloride cotransporter. Gene Ontology annotation, cellular component: membrane. The record is from RefSeq and is a predicted model, not a curated record. The transcript has 24 exons. The coding region runs from base 346 to 3780 and encodes 1144 amino acids. Gene Ontology annotation, molecular function: sodium:potassium:chloride symporter activity. NCBI's taxonomy places the organism in Eukaryota, Metazoa, Arthropoda, Insecta, Lepidoptera, Nymphalidae. Gene Ontology annotation, biological process: sodium ion transmembrane transport; cell volume homeostasis; potassium ion homeostasis.